AUGAUGGAUAUUACACCAACUGACAUGGAAGUCGAUACGAAUAUUGCUUCAAUGGAUUCUGUGAAGCGAAAGGCCUCAGAGCCAAAGUCCAAGACCAUACAUUUCACGUCGCGCAACCCACCCUGGACCUACCUUAAGCUCAAGCUUAUUCCCCAACCUGGAAACGCUCCACAACCCCUCGAUCCCCUCUCCGCACGCACCUAUCUUUCCUCCGCGCUAUCGCAAUUCAUGGGCCUGACAGGCACAGCCAUUCCGAUCGACAUCCUCAAACUCGAGAAUGCUUGCCCACCUGAAGAAAAGUACGACUCUGUUUGGAUUCGCGUCCCUCGCGAGGAUGCAGCGGCUGUCGUGGGCGCGGUGAGCUCGUGGAUCGGCGGCGGGAACAAAUCGGCGGGCGCUGCAGACGUCGCGUGGAGGAUCUCUGCGAAGGGGAAUUUCCUGGGAGCACUCAUUGCAGGCUCUGGGGCAGAUUUGUUUGUUCCCUAG
This is a messenger RNA of Penicillium soppii, 486 nucleotides long. RefSeq lists its product as uncharacterized. Gene Ontology annotation, biological process: nuclear-transcribed mRNA catabolic process, RNase MRP-dependent; intronic box C/D snoRNA processing; tRNA processing. Gene Ontology annotation, molecular function: ribonuclease MRP activity. Lineage: Eukaryota; Fungi; Ascomycota; Eurotiomycetes; Eurotiales; Aspergillaceae. Gene Ontology annotation, cellular component: ribonuclease MRP complex; nucleolar ribonuclease P complex. The record is from RefSeq and is a predicted model, not a curated record. The transcript has 2 exons. The coding region runs from base 1 to 486 and encodes 161 amino acids.